This is a messenger RNA of Triticum aestivum (bread wheat), 774 nucleotides long. RefSeq lists its product as uncharacterized. NCBI's taxonomy places the organism in Eukaryota, Viridiplantae, Streptophyta, Magnoliopsida, Poales, Poaceae. The coding region runs from base 50 to 598 and encodes 182 amino acids. The transcript has a single exon. The record is from RefSeq and is a predicted model, not a curated record.
GCUUCUUUUACCCACCAAAUCCACCAAAUCUCGUGCGAGAAAUUCUGCAAUGGCGUCGGUAGCGUCCGAAGUCGAUCCCGCCGACGAGCCCCACAUCGUCGUUGUUGGGGAGUCGUCCAGCGCCGGAGGCAGCCGAGAGGAGGCGCCCCCGGAGGCUGCGGCGGUAGAAGCGGUGGUCGAGACAGAGCCGGCGGAUGGGGAGGAAAAAGGGGAGUGCGGGUUCUGCCUGUACAUGAAAGCCGGAGGUUGCAAGGAGGCGUUCGUGUCGUGGGAGGAGUGCGUGCAGGCGGCGGAGAAGGAGGGCUCCGACAUGGUCGAGCGCUGCUUCCAAGCCACCACCAACCUCAAGAAGUGCAUGGACGCCCACGCCGACUACUACGCCCCCGUGCUACAGGCUGAGCGGACCGUCUCCGAUCAAGCCGAAGCCGCCAUUGGUGCUGCCACCGCCGAUACAAACAAGAACAGUGAGGAAUCCGCUCCCUCCCCGGACACUGAUUGGGUAGUGGUUGAGCAGGCUACUUCCUCCACGGCUGCCGAGGGGGUGAAGAAGGAAGAAGCAAUCGUCGACAAGGCACAGACCUUGUCUUUGGGUAAUUAAUAAUUGGUGGUUUAGAUUUUUGAGCUCGUGGUAACCUUUUGUUCAGUACGAGUUAUGAUCUGAUUGAGGCGCAUGAGGCUAGUUUUUAUCCAGGCUGUUCUUCCAAUAAUUGUUGGACAUGUACGCAAUUUACUGAAGAAUUUCUGGAUGCUUUUAUAUGAUAGGUUACAUACUCA